AUGACCCAGAGGAAUUCCCUCGCCAGGCUUGCAUAUCUCACUCACCUAUCCCCUGAGCUUACCAAGCCAUACGCUACAUAUAGUGACGCGUUUGUAUACAACAAUUCGACGGGUACCAUGGCGCACUACUUUUUGAACAAUCUGGAAUCCCCUAUAGCUUCCACUGAUCCUGAUAAGAGCAAUCAAAACGACGACCAAGCCUCUACUGAAUCUCCUGCCAGUUCGGUUCCAACGCAAGGCCUUCCUCCUUGUUUGAGCGGCACUCCACGGCUGACCACGGCUGCGACCGGCUCAUCACACCUCACUUCACCACCAAACUACCGUCCAUCUGGUCAAUCAACAUGGGCUCAAUAUCCGAACCACCCCAAUCGACCUCCCACUUCACCAACCUCCCCCCAAAUCCCAACGGACGAACCUUUCGCCGUAAACGCCUCCUACAUCAAAGACACCCACCCGAAAAAAGUAAACCUGGGAAUCGGCGUCUACCGCACAAACAAAGGAGACCCAUGGCCCCUGCGCGUCGUCGAGGACGCCGAAAAGGCAAUCUAUAACGCGAACGAUAUCAGUCGACACGAAUACCUGAGCAUACAAGGCGAUCGAGAAUUCCUCCGAUUAGCAGCGGAUCUAGUCUUUGACUUUAACUCUGCACAGACCUGCGCUGAUACACUGCAAAGUAGCCUGGGCAGGGUAACAUCAAUCCAAACCGUCUCAGGAACAGGCGCAAACCGACUCGGUGCGGAAUUCCUCACCCGAAACAUCUCUCCAGGAACUGUCUGGAUACCGGCACCAACAUGGGCAAACCACCACACAAUCUGGGACCUAGCCGGCGUGCCACGAAAAGAAUACCCAUACUACAACCAGACGACAGGAGCAUUCAACUACGAAGAAACCCUCCAAACCCUCCGCACGCACUCUGUGAAAAAUGACGUCCUAGUCCUACAUGCCUGCGCUCAUAAUCCGACCGGCGCAGACCCAAGUCGCGAACAAUGGGAGGGCAUCCUGGAUGUCUGCAAGGAAAAGGGUCUAAUUCCAUUCUUCGAUCUCGCGUAUCAGGGCUUUGCUUCCGGCGAUGUGGGUAAAGAUGGAUGGGCUAUACGACGAUUUUUCGAAGAACGGGCUAUUGAAUUCGUUGUUGCGCAGAGCUUUUCGAAGAAUUUUGGCCUUUAUGGGCAGAGGGUUGGUGCUUUGCAUGUUGUUUCCUCUUCAUCUGCUGCUCAGGGCGUUUCGGAUGACAUUCUCGCAACGCUGUGUCAUCUUGUUCGCGGGGAGUAUUCUAUGGCUCCGAGGGGUGGGGCUGAGAUUGUGCGGAGGGUUUUGGGGAAUAAGGAGCUACGGGCGAGGUGGGUUGAGGAUUUGGAUACGAUGAGCACGAGGAUUUUGUCGAUGAGGAAGGCUUUGUUUGAGGAGUUGGUUGCUUUGGGAACGCCCGGGGAUUGGGGGCAUGUUGUCAAUCAGAUUGGCAUGUUUACAUAUGUUGGUCUGUCGGAGAGUCAGGUCUUUGCUAUUCGGGAACGGUAUCAUGUUUAUAUGCUCAAAUCUGGGCGGAUUUCUAUUUCUGGUUUGAACGAGAGUAAUGUUCGUUAUGUUGCAAUGGCGAUCGAUGAUGUGGUUCGAUCGGUUUCUUAG
Messenger RNA from Penicillium waksmanii, 1626 nucleotides. RefSeq names its product pyridoxal phosphate-dependent transferase. NCBI's taxonomy places the organism in Eukaryota, Fungi, Ascomycota, Eurotiomycetes, Eurotiales, Aspergillaceae. Gene Ontology annotation, biological process: L-aspartate biosynthetic process. Bases 1 to 1626 code for a protein of 541 amino acids. Gene Ontology annotation, cellular component: cytosol. Gene Ontology annotation, molecular function: L-aspartate:2-oxoglutarate transaminase activity; pyridoxal phosphate binding. The record is from RefSeq and is a predicted model, not a curated record. The transcript has 5 exons.